GAGGUGGGCACCUGCAGGCACCCAUCUUCAGUGACAGGGAUGUGUCCAGGUGUGCAGGUGGAGACCUAAUUCACUAAACAUGGUGGAUAUAAGUGAUUUUUUGCGUGGCCGAGGGGUCCCCGAAGAUGCUAUUUUAUUAAUGGAAGAGCAGAAGAUUGACUGUGACGUCAUAGCACUGAUGGAUGACGCAACUUUGGCAAACUACAUUCCCUCGUACGGAGACCGAAUUGCCCUCUUCAAUUUCUGCAAAAGCAAGCAACCACUGUCAAAAAGAAAACUAGGACUUCUGCAAAAACUUCGUGAGAAAAUGAAAACCAGAAAAGAAAGUCCAAAGGAGAACACUUCACAUACAGAUGCAAGAAUAAGACAGACAAAGAAGCAAAAAGCAACACGAAAUGUUGAGAUAGGAUAGUGAUGGAAAAGUAGCCAAACAGGUGAGAGCGAAGCAGGGAGGUGGCACUAGAAAAAUUCAAAUGGCCACUGAUGCUGGAUUAAAAGAUAUUCUUCAAGAAGGAAAGAAACUUUUUUUUCCUAAUGGCAUAUCUCCUAAGGGAUGUGAAACAGAUUUUGAGUUUGAGGUUUGGGACUUUAAACAGAACCACCUUACUGAUGAUACCUGCCAGUCUAUUGGCAAUAUGUAUGAGGCAGCGAAACUGACAAUGUUAAGCUUCUACAUUGCAACAAAACCAAAAGAUCCUGAAGAAGAUGCCAGCGAGACAUCUGAAGUGGUGUUUGUCUCAGAAAGCAGUGGCAGUGAUAUUAAUCCAUUGCAAGUGGGGGAAGUCAGGGGUAAUUUUGAUGAAGUCAUCACUGGUUCAGAAAUUUCAGAUGAUCCAGAAAUAACUUUUGGGCCAAUUUUUGAUGCUGAAGAAGAUACAGAAGACACAUUAGUCUAUGAGGGUUUUCUUGUACCCCUCAGUCCACCUAAUUCAGAGAACAUAAUAACAAUCACCAUACGUCAUACUGACACUUUACGUGACAUGAUUACUGCUUUCUCUGAUGCAGAGAUUUUGAGAAAAACACUGAAUGUGAAGCGCAUACUUCCAGACAACACAGAAGAACCAGGCACUGGAUCAGGAAUACUAAGAGAUGUACUCACAUGCUUCUGGCAUGAAUUUUAUGAGCGAUGCACCCUAGGUGCAACAGUUAAAGUGCCAUUCAUUCGCCAUGAUUUUCCUGCUGAAAAAUGGAAGGCAGUUGGGCGAAUACUCUUGAAAGGUUAUGAAGAAUGUCAGUAUUUUCCAAAUAAACUUGCAAUCCCUUUUCUGGAGCAAGUGCUUUUCAAUGGUGUUUACAGUGAUCUUAAAGCACACUUUCUACAGUUUGUCAGCAGCCAAGAAUGUGAUGUUUUGAUGGAAGCAGUAAAAAAUUUCUCUGCAGUUGACUUGAAUGAUCUUAUGGAAGUUCUUGACAGCUAUGGCUGUAGAAAAAGAAUCACUGCUGAGACUCUUCCUACAAUCCUUGAUGAAAUAGCACACAAAGAACUUGUCCAAAAACCAAUGUUUGUUAUUGACUGCUGGAGGGAGAUCAUCAACCCUCAUAUCUCCCUCAGUCCGGAGGCACUGACCAAGUUAUUCUCUGAACUACAACCAACUUCAAAAAAAGUGUGCCAGCUCCUGAAAUUUGCUGUGGAUUUGACUCCACAACAAAAAGAAGUGAAAAAUCAUCUCAAAAGAUUCAUCAGAGAGUUGGAUAACAUUAAACUUCAGAAAUUUAUGCGUUUCUGCACCGGAUCUGACCUUAUAGUAACAAACAGUAUUUAUGUGGAAUUUCAAGAUAUGACAGAGUUUACAAGAAGACCAGUCGGACACACGUGUGGGAAUGUUCUGCAGCUAGCUAACAGCUAUGAAAACUUCCCAGAUUUCCGUUCUGAAUUUAAUGCAGUUCUUGAAAGUAAUGUCUGGGUGAUGGACAUUGUUUAGACUCUCACAGCAAUUCGCUACAUUUGAACUGCUCAUUCACACUAGAGCAUAACUGUAAAGAGAUGUUAGGAAUAUGUAUUUUUAUGUAUUUUGAACUUAUACAGUAUACUUUUUUUAAUUAGAGAGAAGUUUCCCGUCUCUGUUAGAAGUCCAGUUUUGGCUAAUAUGUCAGUUUCUUUUAUCAUUUUGAGUUUUACAUGAUACAGUCACAAAACAAAACAAACAGGUACACUGUUUACUACCAUAUCCAGAGCUGUCUUCACCAAAUCCAAGCUUUACAGCUGUAAUACAGAAACCUUCAGCAAAAGCAUGAAGAAAGAAUACUAAAGAUCUAUAAACUAUAAUUAAACUGCUCUUAAAAUUUCUUUAAUGCACCAUGUGUGGUGUGAGAAUUCAGCACAGUCAAAUACUUUUUUAAGUAAUUAGUAGUAAGACUAAUUCAUUCAGAUGGUAUUUUCUUGUUUUCCUGUUAUUCAUCCAUCAAACUGAUUCAAGCUGCUUAAAGGAUUCAGUCUGUUUUGAAGACAGUUAUUGAUUACUAAGAUCAUAAAUAAACACUGUACAGUUCAGUGCAGUGGUCAAGUGCUGUGAUUAUUCAGGCAUCCUUUUGUAAUGCCAAAUUGUCAUGUUCUCAGAUAAAGUAUUAAUCUUAACACCUGAAAAAAUGUCUUUUUACUGCCAGAAAUUAUGCAUUUUUAUUUGUAUGCAUGUAUGUUCUCAACCAUUCACACUUGUUUUUAUGUGAUACCACAAUAGCCAGUGUUCAUGAUCUUUACAGUAAGUCACUGAUGUAUACUGAUGCGUAACAAGACUGUAUGAGAUCUGUAAGUUUGUUUUAAAAGUUGAGUCAUUCUUGUUACAGGGCAGCUUAUAUGGUUAUGAGUUUUAGCCAUGUUAUUGGCAUUGGCAAGAACAGGUUUCUUGUAAACUUUUUCCAAUAAAAUGUUACUGUACACAGUACAUUUGUAUUGUUGUUUUGAAUAUGUUCAUCAAGCUCCUUAUCUAUUUGAACAUGCCAGAUUUCAAGAGACUGCCACACAUGAGCUCAGUAACAUGGAAGAAUACCAUUUAUUUUUAAUUUCAAACAUUUCAUAAAGAUACACAAAUAUAAAUGUAAAACAUGUUGCACUUAAUGGGACAAUAACUUGGUUCCACUUGCAGGAACUGUUUUGUUGCAUUGUUGCUGGGAUACUACAAAUAAAAGUCAAAAUAUUUUUGGUAUGUUUCUUAUAAUUUUAGGAUUCAUAUCAUAAAGGAGCCUUGUAUACGACACCUCACACUGCAUCAGUAUAGCAAUGACUCAUGGUCAUUUUACAUGAAAACCAGCUAAAAUAUCUUACAACUAACAGAAGUGAAAUAAAAUAA
This is a messenger RNA of Oreochromis niloticus (Nile tilapia), 3287 nucleotides long. RefSeq lists its product as uncharacterized. The record is from RefSeq and is a predicted model, not a curated record. NCBI's taxonomy places the organism in Eukaryota, Metazoa, Chordata, Actinopteri, Cichliformes, Cichlidae. Bases 474 to 1922 code for a protein of 482 amino acids. Gene Ontology annotation, molecular function: ubiquitin-protein transferase activity. The transcript has 2 exons.